Molecule: messenger RNA, 2088 nt
Organism: Aethina tumida (small hive beetle)
Lineage: Eukaryota; Metazoa; Arthropoda; Insecta; Coleoptera; Nitidulidae
Product: calcium/calmodulin-dependent protein kinase kinase 2
Exons: 9
Coding region: 283-1992 (569 amino acids)
Biological process (GO): positive regulation of protein kinase activity; intracellular signal transduction; protein phosphorylation
Cellular component (GO): cytoplasm
Molecular function (GO): ATP binding; calmodulin binding; calcium/calmodulin-dependent protein kinase activity
Source: RefSeq, a predicted model, not a curated record
GAACUCCAGUUGCUGUUCGGCCGAGGCGCGACACGCAGUCGGCCACGAAAAAACCACGGGAACCCCUUUAUUAUUGUGUCCACACACCGGAUCCGGACGUCCCGCCUGCGGAGUGCGAUUGUUUCGGCGACGCGGGACAGCGCCGACAGCGGAGCGUGGGAGUACCGUGCUGGGAAGUGGUACCCGGAGCCUGGGACGCCGGUGAACAAAUCGGCGACACCUGAACGAGAACCGUCACAGCAGGACCAAAAAUUAUUUAAUAAAUGACAAUCUGUUGUACAAAUGGCUGCUCUACAACACGCGAAUCUGUGGCAGGACGGGUGCGCUUGCAGGAAAACACGACCGCCCAAAAUCGGGGACAUACCAAGACAUUCAGCCGUGGAAGUUGACUUAAAACCGAAGGAGGCGGAGCCGAAUGGCGCCACCGCAUUCCCAUACCAGAAGACGGCGACGUCGACGUCGUCCCCCGUCGAAAACGAGCCCGACAACCGAAUCCCCGUUUCUGUGAUAAGUAACGACGUGCCUUCCCUUAAAAAACUGUCCGAGUCGGCCAGUUCCAUGCACAUCAAUCCCAAGGUGGUUCACCAAUCGAAAUCAUUAGCCGCCGAUAAUCGACCGAUUUUCCCAAACUGCCCCUUCUCGCCGUAUGCAAGUCCCACCAACAGCCCCAGGUGCAACAGGAAGCGACAGCCGUUGAGGGAGUCCCGCAGGGUCAGCAUCGAAAAGUCCGGCAUGUAUUUGCAGUUGAACCAGUACAGACUUAUGGAUUCAAUUGGACAGGGCUCCUAUGGAAUAGUCAAGCUUGCCUACAAUGAAGAAGACGAUACUCAUUAUGCCAUGAAAAUAAUGUCCAAGAAAAAGCUGCUUAAAAAGGCAGGAAUGUUCGGCAGAUUGCCCCCCAGAAUGGACAAAAACUCGGCCAAGCAUCCGGUGCACAAAGUCUACAGGGAAAUAGCCAUACUAAAAAAGCUGGACCACCCAAACGUGGUCAAACUGGUGGAGGUCCUCGACGACCCAGUCGAGGAUCAUCUUUAUCUAGUGUUCGAGCUUCUGGAGGGCGGACAGGUUCUGGAAGUGCCCACCGACAAGCCCCUGGAGGAGGAGCAGGCCAGGCAGUACUUCAGGGACGUAGUUCUUGGCAUUGAAUACCGUAAGCCUCUCACAGAGUCACCAAAGCACCACACUAACGUAACCAUUACAGUGCACUACCAGAGGAUAAUCCACAGGGACAUAAAACCGGCCAAUCUUCUCCUGAGCGAGUCCGGUCGUCUGCAGAUCGCCGACCUGGGCGUCUGCAACGAGUUCCACGGUUCGGACGCGUUCCUGAGCAGCACGGCCGGCACGCCGGCGUUCACAGCCCCGGAAGCGCUGGGCGAGCAUCGGGCCGGCUUCAGCGGCAAGGGGGCCGACAUUUGGUCCAUGGGCAUAACUUUGUACGCCUUCGUCUACGGCAAGGUGCCGUUCUAUGACGAGAACAAGAUCGGGUUGUAUUCGAAGAUCCGGAGCCAGCCGGUGGAGUUUCCGGACAAGCCCGAGAUUAGCGAUGAACUGAAGGACUUGAUUAGGAAGAUGCUGAUCAAAGACCCGACUAAAAGGAUCACUUUGGCUGAAAUCAAAUUGCAUCCUUGGGUGACCAAAGGAGGGCUGCAUCACCUCCCCAGUGAGGAGGAGAACUGCCACCUGGUGGAGGUGACGGAGGAAGACGUGGCCAAGGUCAUCACCUCCAUCCCCAAGCUGGACACGCUCAUUCUAAUCAAGCACAUGCUUAAGAAACACUCAUUCCAAAACCCAUUUUUACAUCGCAGAGACACCCAAAUUGGCACGGACCGUUCGGACGAUAAGUCGGCACAAAGGCAGCACAUAGGAAGGUCGGGACGUUCGAAUUCGGCGCCUGGUAGUUACGAUUGGUUGCAGGAGAAACAGCUGUCGCUGGACUCGCCGCUUGAGGCAGUCAAGGAGGUCAACGUCGACCACAAUCAGGAGUUGCGGUGAUAGAACCCCGAUCCAAGACUGUUGUCCUCUCCAUGAGGGAUUUUAAACUUUUAUUUUUUUAUAUUUUCUUUUAAUAAAUGGUUUUUUUGUUUUUUA